Molecule: messenger RNA, 2439 nt
Organism: Penicillium griseofulvum
Lineage: Eukaryota; Fungi; Ascomycota; Eurotiomycetes; Eurotiales; Aspergillaceae
Gene: sip5
Product: Sip5p
Exons: 2
Coding region: 1-2439 (812 amino acids)
Cellular component (GO): cytoplasm
Source: RefSeq, a predicted model, not a curated record
AUGGGAAACUCUCAGACCAAGGAGUCACGCUCCACAGCCCCAUCAAGUCGUCGAAGUCAUCAAUUAUCCUCGGGCGCCUCCGAUAGCUCAAGGCCGUAUCAAGGUUCUCGGUCAGCAAGAGGUAGUAGGCCUGAUCUUUCGAUUCUUGGAAUCGGCAGUCAUGAUCGAGAGAUUGCCACAUUAGAGCAUCGGCGGGAGACAAAACAAGAGCGCGAGGCCCGCCGCUUGGAGAAGGAACGGGUGGCUCGUCUUAAAGAGAGGGAGCGCAGUAUGAAAGAGGAGCAUGUCGAUGGAGGUUAUCUUGUGACGCAGGGCGUGUACGUGGGGACAGAAGACUACAAUAAGGUAGUGGUGCGCCAACUGAUGAUUGAACGCCGACUAGCUCCCUUCUGGAGAGGUCUUAAUGACUUCUCGGAGGCAUGGGCUGAGCAUCAGAUUAUGGCCGCCGCACGAGGCAUGCCGAUUCCCUUGCCCGACGAGAUUCCGCCCGAGUUAGAGUACAAAUUAUCCAAGACCACAGACAAGGCCUCUGCCGAUCCGACAAAUAUUCAGCAACUGACAGUGCCGAUCACGUCCAGAUCGCAAUCCUAUAAUUCAGAUGUUUCGCAGUCCUCCAACCCCCCUCAGUCAUUACCCUCCGCAUCUCCGAUCGCAUCCGGGACAUCCACCUCCCCUCUCUUUCGAACGAGGGCGAAGACCUUGGCUGCUUUGACCACCUCCAAGCAAAAUUCACAAACAGAUCUAACGCCCCGGGAACUGCAGCUUCCCAAGGACCCAUUUGUCAACGGACAGCCGAUCGAAGUCUAUUUGUACAAAGACGCAAGCGAAUGUCCUAUCUGUUUCCUCUACUACCCGCCGUAUUUAAACCGUACCCGAUGCUGCGAUCAGCCUAUUUGCUCCGAGUGUUUCGUGCAGAUCAAGCGCCCGGACCCUCACCCCCCAGAGCAUGGAGAGCCUAACGCGAAUGCUCCUUCAGCUGAGGGAGAGCAGCCUGAGUCGGCCGAGUCACAGCUGGUCUCCGAGCCCUCGGCAUGCCCCUUUUGUGUCCAGCCCGAGUUUGGAGUCACCUAUUUACCUCCCUCGUUCCGUCGGGGCCUAAGUUAUGCUGCAGACCCUAGCGCUCGACUCUCACCUAACUUCGUUUCCCCCGUAUCCUCCACCUCCUCUUUAUCUUCUGCUACCGCCGCCAUUCCGGGUCGCCGCCGUGCGACCUCACUAUCCGCCAGUGACCCCACAGUGGUGACAACGGAUAGGAUUCGCCCGGACUGGGCCACCAAAUUAUCGAAUGCACGAGCCCACGCGGCACGUCGAUCUGCCGCAGCGACUGCGCUUCAUACUGCGGCAUAUUUGAUCAACCCCAAUGCAUCCGGGAGUGACUCGCGUGGCUUUGGCAUCGGACGGCGAGGAAUGCGAAGAGCUACCGGUGGGGAGGGGAAUAGCGGCCGGACCGCUUCGCCCGCCCUCAAUGCAUUGGCUUUCUUGACAGAGCGUGCUGGUGCUGGUGCUGGUGCUGAUCGGGCGUCUCGAACGACUGGACAAGACACUGAUUCUGCCUCUGCCGAAGAAGGAGUAGGUAGCCCGGCUGCUCCUCGAUCGAGUUCGAGGCGCAAUCGAAUUGACGAUCUUGAGGAAAUGAUGAUGAUGGAAGCUAUCCGACUGAGCUUGGCCAGCGAAGACGAGCGCCUCAGACGGGAGGAGAAAGAGGCAAGAAAGGAGGCCAAAAGGAGGGAGAAGGAGAAGGAGAAGGAGGCCAAGAAAGCGGAUAAGGUGGCUCGCAAGACUGGCUUAUACAGCAAUAAUGCUAGCGCCUCCGCUUUGGAUAUCCUUGGCGAAUCCAGUUUAGGUAAGGGGACUAGUAGCUCAUCCUCUGUCAUCGGCGAGGAUAUCAUUGGUGAAGAAAUUGCUGCUGGUAGCAAAGGCAAGGGGGUUGACCGUGUCUUGCCAUCGACUACAGAAGAAACAAACACCCCUAUACUGCUUGAUUCAGUAGCGCCAGCAAAUCAAUCGGCGGAUCAGUCUGAGCCGUCACGGCCAUCUCACCUGCGGCAGGUCUCCAGUGCCUCCUCGUCUUUUUCUUCUGUCAUGGAAACCACCCCAGAGGAUGGCACAGGUGACCGCGCUGGUGGAGUGGCCAACCCCCACUCUCUUGAGCCAAUGUUCAAUUUUCGCAGUCUAGCUGCUGUGAUUGGCGAUGAGGAGAAAGCGGAUGACUCUACGGAACAUGUCGAGGAUACCUCCAACAAUACCAGGACCGAGGGCUCGUCUUCGAGUGCCACUCCGUCCGUUCACCAGCCUUUAGCGGAGGUGAACCCUCAACCGGCGCCUGUCGUCGAGUCUCGUGUGGAGUCCCGUGAUGACUCCGGUACCCUUCCUAAAGAACUCGAGACUCGCUCUGUCGAGAUCACUAGUUCCCCCGUGCACCCAGAGGCUACUUCGUGA